UGAAGUACCAAUAAUAUUACAUCAACAGUUAAACCCUGAAAACCUAGUCAAAUGGGGUAACUGAUCAAAGGUUCAUAAGACCAAGUUUUGUACGGAUGAGAAAAACCGUAAAAUACUCUAAAGUAAUCAUACCAAGAUAAAAUUAUAAUGUCACAUUCUCAUGGGGAUAAUUUUAACUAUAGCCAUUGUCAUGACUUGAGAAUGUAAGUUUGCCUAUUGAUCCGGAUGUCUGGUAGGUUUUUGUUUUGACCGACACCCUGACAUUUGACUUCAAUAUGAUGUUUGGUACUUCAGGCUUGCUCUAAUAUAUUCACCGGUUCUCUAAAGUUCAAUUGAAAUAAUCAUAGCUGGCUGCUUUAACGCGCAUUUUCAAAAUUUGAUCCAAUUCAACUAGUUCUUACGUCCAACCAUGCCAUUGCCAACCUUCUUUCUUGACUUUGUUGCUAAUCCAUAUCGUAAGAAAUAUGAAUUCACAUAAUGGAGGCCUGCAACUUCAACUCCGAAUAAUGAUUUGAACAAAAAGGGUAAUGUGCAGCAUGUAUAUUAAAUCCUCAACCAGUCUGUCGAUGCAUUUAACAAAUAAACAGUAUCAGCCAUAACUGAAGGCUAACACUAUAUAAAGGGUUAGGAUGCAUACUUUGCAAAUGCAAGCAUAGAGCAUAGCUCAUCUAAACAACCACUGGUGCUGCACACUGAUAGAAGAUGAGAACAUCGGCAGGGCCGAGGCACUGGCCUCGACUCAUCUAUGGAUUGGCAUUUUGUCUAAUUGCUAUCACUGUGGCUGGUGAUGAUUAUAACUAUAAGCCUUACUAUGCAUCCCAGCCAACCUAUUACUCUCCACCAGAGCAUGCAAAACACCCACCCCACCAUUACAAAAAACCUCCACAUGCACACAAAUCUCCACCUUCACCUUAUGUCUAUAAGUCACCACCACCUCCCUCUCCUUCACCACCACCUCCAUAUAUCUACAAGUCUCCUCCACCACCAUCCCCAUCACCACCCCCACCAUAUGUUUAUAAGUCUCCUCCACCUCCAUCUCCUUCACCACCCCCUCCAUACGUGUAUAAAUCUCCUCCACCUCCAUCCCCAUCACCACCCCCUCCUUACGUUUACAAGUCUCCACCACCUCCAUCCCCCUCACCUCCCCCUCCUUAUGUCUACAAGUCUCCACCACCUCCAUCCUCCUCACCUCCUCCACCAUAUGUGUACAAGUCUCCUCCUCCACCAUCUCCAUCACCUCCACCUCCUUAUGUCUACAAGUCCCCACCUCCACCAUCUCCAUCACCUCCCCCUCCUUAUGUUUACAAGUCUCCACCACCUCCAUCCCCCUCACCUCCCCCACCAUAUGUCUACAAGUCUCCUCCUCCACCCCCUUAUGUCUACAAAUCUCCCCCUCCACCAUCUCCAUCACCUCCACCUCCUUAUGUCUACAAGUCUCCACCACCUCCAUCCCCCUCACCUCCUCCACCAUAUAUUCACAAGUCUCCUCCAUAUGUCUACAAAUCUCCCCCUCCACCAUCUCCAUCACCUCCCCCUCCUUAUGUGUACAAGUCUCCACCACCUCCAUCCCCCUCGCCUCCUCCACCAUAUGUAUAUAAGUCUCCUCCUCCACCAUCUCCCUCACCUCCCCCUCCUUAUGUAUACAAGUCUCCACCACCUCCAUCCCCCUCACCUCCUCCACCAUAUAUUCACAAGUCUCCUUCAUACGUCUACAAAUCUCCCCCUCCACCAUCUCCAUCACCUCCCCCUCCUUAUGUCUACAAGUCCCCACCACCACCAUCUCCAUCACCACCCCCUCCAUAUAUUUAUAAGUCUCCUCCCCCACCAUCCCAUUCACCACCUCCUCCGUAUGUCUACAAGUCUCCACCACCACCAUUCCCAUCACCACCACCUCCUUAUGUCUAUAAAUCUCCACCACCUCCAUCCCCUUCACCUCCACCACCAUAUAUCUACAAGUCACCACCACCUCCAUCCCACUCGACUUCACCAUAUGUCCACAAGUCCCCAUACGUCUACAAAUCUCCUCCCCCUCCAUCUCCUUCACCUCCUCCUCCAUACGUGUACAAGUCUCCACCUCCACCUCCUCAUUAUGUUCACAAGUACCCGCCACAUCACCUACCUUACCUCUAUAACUCCCCACCGCCUCCUGCAGGCUAUUAAGUUAACUAAACCAGCUUAUAUCGUUUCAACAAAUUUAUGCAACACAUUGCUGCGAUUACUACUAAGACUUCGUCAAUAAUACAGGGUCUACACCGAAGAGCCUUUGUUAUGAAUGUAGCCCUGUUGUGUCAUUUAUUAUUGUCCAUUCAAAAGUUUGCUUAAUUUUAAAUUUUAUCAUAUCAUAUUAUAUACAUUAAUUUUGCUAAGUUUCCAUUUUGGCAUUUCCUUGUUUC
Messenger RNA from Vigna unguiculata (cowpea), 2393 nucleotides. RefSeq lists its product as uncharacterized. Gene Ontology annotation, molecular function: structural constituent of cell wall. Lineage: Eukaryota; Viridiplantae; Streptophyta; Magnoliopsida; Fabales; Fabaceae. The record is from RefSeq and is a predicted model, not a curated record. Gene Ontology annotation, biological process: plant-type cell wall organization.